AUGCCGCCGAGCACACUAAGCGCCGAGGAGACGGUCAAGGUCCACGGGUUCAAGUCACCGAGACAGUUCACAAAGUUGUCCCCAACAGUAUCACAUGCAGACCUGGGGACAGUCGGCCGGCUUCACGGCAUGGAAGCCGGAGACCGGAUGCUGAAGAAUUGGCGGGUGAUGAUCCUCAUUUUUCCCCUCGCCUUCCUCUCACUUCUUCUCUAUUCGCUCCCAUCUACGAAGACGCUCCAGACCACCCAAGAUCCAACCGUGACCAACGCCUCCGUGCCCGCUCCACUCGCCGGCCUUCAUUGCGACUGCGAAGGGGGGAGACCCACGAUCGGAGGCGAGACGGCGUCGGUCUGCAGCGGGAGGGCGACUGUCCGCGGUGGAGGCCAGCGUGUCGUGUCGUAUAGUCUUUUUGGGUCGAAGGAACCGGCCGGGAGGGCGCCGUCCGAGUACGAGGGCCUUCUCCCACGACUUUGUCUCGACGUCGAGGUUCAAUAUCCAGGCUGGGUGAUACGAUUCUACACCGACUACAAGCCGGAGAUCCCCGAGCAAAGGAAAUGGAUGUGCGAGAUCCAAUGCAACCACUCCCACGUGGACUUCUGCCUCGUGGACAGACUUCCCGUACUGGGAGAUGUCGCCAGCACGCAGGAAGAUGGGACGACCUGGAGGUUCCUGCCUGGGAUGGAUCCUCUGGUGGACGUUUUCCUUUCUAGGGACACGGACGCUCUAGUCAUCGAUCGUGAACGCGAGGCAGUUCGUGAAUGGCUGGAUUCAGACUCCAUGGUCCACGCCAUGCGAGAUCAUCCUAAUCACUGGGGGUACAUCCUUGCGGGUAAAACUGCUUGCAGCCCAGAAAUUCACCGCCGCACCUCCAAUCUGAAACCGAUAAACAUUUCAGGCAUGUGGGGAGCAAAGACGUUCAUGGACCGUUCCUUGAUGGGAAACCUGACAGCGGAGAUGCUAUGGAAGACGCAGUUGAAUCGCGGGUGGAGCUACGAUCAGGCGAUUCUCCGGAAGGUCCUCUGGCCGGCGACGAAUCGCCGAAUGCUGAUGCAUGACAGCUACUUUUGCACGAAGCCCGAAUACGAAGGUCCCAAGUACCGGCCGUUCCCGACGCGUCGCGAAAAGGGGGAUUUCGUCGCGAUCGGGCCGAGAACGGAAGGCGCGUCGGAAAAACUGGGGAAGUGUCCCGUCGAGUGCCGACCGAAGAACCACCAGGACUGGGAAUACUGUUGA
Molecule: messenger RNA, 1233 nt
Organism: Darwinula stevensoni
Lineage: Eukaryota; Metazoa; Arthropoda; Ostracoda; Podocopida; Darwinulidae
Source: the annotation of a GenBank genome assembly